AAAAACAAGCGUCCUCUUUUUUCUCCUCCAUCCUCAACAACUUGCUAUUUAGAAACUGUACAAGUGUUAUGUCUGUAGCAACAUCCUCCGCCGCAAGCGCAGCCUCGCGUUCAACCCAGUACACGGUCCUGAACGCGUCGCUUGAGAGGCUGCAAAAGAAUCUUGAGACGCUGGAGCAGAAUGUUGAGAUCACCGUCGUGCAGUCGGAAUGGACCAAGCGCCUUUUGACGAUUCAUUCAUCUCUGUUGAUGGCAUCCGCGAGGGUAUUGAAGGACGAUGAGCAGCUUGGUCAGGGACAGGGACAGGAUGAAGAUCAGGAAGAAUCGUGAUAACGCAUGAGAUACAAUGGCAGCAUAUCCAGGAACAGCCUCGACCACUAGCCCUAUCGAUUGAGUCGGAUCCGUUACCUAACGGUGAACUACACGAAUAUUAAGCUGUGUUUACAUGUCAGUCAUCCUCGAGGAAGCCAUUGAACCGCACAUCCUUUGUCGCGUAGCUGCUGGACUCGAGCCUGCGUGCUUAUAGGGCUUUACAAUGGUACACAGUACUAGUCUCUCGCUUUUCUCGAGGCUCGUCCGCAAGAGUUGCAGCCUCAUUCAUAUCCACCGCCACAAAAAUAAAAAUAAAGAUCU
Gamsiella multidivaricata is the source of this 632-nucleotide messenger RNA. RefSeq lists its product as uncharacterized. Gene Ontology annotation, biological process: attachment of spindle microtubules to kinetochore. Lineage: Eukaryota; Fungi; Mortierellomycota; Mortierellomycetes; Mortierellales; Mortierellaceae. The transcript has 2 exons. Gene Ontology annotation, cellular component: DASH complex. The record is from RefSeq and is a predicted model, not a curated record. Bases 69 to 329 code for a protein of 86 amino acids.